UGUGUGUAUUGGGAGGAUAGGAAAGUGCAUUCCCAGGACGUUAAAGCUAAAAGUUGUAUCUCCCAUCAUCUCAGUGACGUAACACCGGAUCAACGUGAGAUAGUAAUCGCCUUCCCUCGAUUAUACUAUUAAUUAUAUCCACGAUAUGGCAGAUCAGCUGACAGAGGAACAUAUCGCCGAAUUCAAAGAGGCGUUCAGUCUGUUCGACAAAGAUGGCGAUGGUACCAUAACAACCAAAGAGUUGGGGACAGUGAUGAGGUCACUAGGUCAGAACCCGACGGAGGCUGAGUUACAGGACAUGAUCAACGAGGUAGACGCUGAUGGAAACGGUAUAAUUGAUUUUCCGGAAUUCCUUUCAAUGAUGGCACGAAAGAUAAAGGACUCCGAUAGCGAGGAGGAAUUGAGAGAAGCAUUCAAAGUAUUCGAUAAAGAUGGAAAUGGCUUGAUCAGUGCAGCUGAAUUACGACAUGUAAUGACAAAUUUAGGAGAAAAACUGACAGACGAGGAAAUUGAUGAAAUGAUCCGAGAAGCUGACAUCGAUGGUGAUGGACAAGUCAAUUAUGAGGAAUUCGCGAAAAUGAUGAAGACGUAACAACCUCGCCUACCGCUUGUACACUGCCAUCUCACCGUAUGACCAUUGUUACUUUCUCUGCCGUCAUCUCAUACUUGUGAAUCCAAUUUCUUUCACAUUCCCAUCAGCUAGGGGGUUCAGGCAAAAAAAUACUUCAGGGUCUUUGUAUCUCGAAUUGACAACAACAUUCGAAUCAUACAAUGCAUAUUUGAUAUAUAGAUAUAUUAUUUGACGAAAUGUUAAUCGAUGUUUGUUUUUGUAUUAAACAUUUUGUUUUAGUUUGACUGGUUUUAUCUGAUAAAUUAUGUUAAUUGUCGCCCUUUUCUAAUCUUUAUAAAUACGUAACCUGGUUGGCAUCCUAAUUUCUUAUAGAUAAUAUACAACAUAGAUGACUUUAUUUAGCAAGAAUUAAUAGAAAUGAAAGAAGGA
This is a messenger RNA of Pecten maximus, 1000 nucleotides long. RefSeq names its product calmodulin-alpha-like. The transcript has 5 exons. The record is from RefSeq and is a predicted model, not a curated record. Bases 146 to 592 code for a protein of 148 amino acids. Lineage: Eukaryota; Metazoa; Mollusca; Bivalvia; Pectinida; Pectinidae. Gene Ontology annotation, molecular function: calcium ion binding; enzyme regulator activity.